UUGGCUGGGAAAUAUCGUGGCAAACGGUGGAUUGGAAGUGGUCAUACACUCAUCGCUGCACAGCAGAGACAAGGUAUGAAGCCCACCCUAUCAUCGUCUUUCCAGUCAUCAACAGCCCGCGCGGACUCGCCCGCGGACGUGUACACCCCUGUCAACAACCAGUGUCCGCAUGUGCCAAAAUAUUCCAGAUAUUUGAGCGCCAUGAUCGUAAUGCGUAAUAGUUGGUUUGACGUUGUUCCAAGAAAUGUUGCUGACUGA
This is a messenger RNA of Trichoderma harzianum CBS 226.95, 258 nucleotides long. RefSeq lists its product as hypothetical. The annotation marks the transcript as partial. Lineage: Eukaryota; Fungi; Ascomycota; Sordariomycetes; Hypocreales; Hypocreaceae. The transcript has a single exon. The record is from RefSeq and is a predicted model, not a curated record.